AUGGAGGUCCUAACGGCUCUAAUGAGGAAGGCGGAAGAAAUAGGAGAUUUCUGGGGGUUUAAAAUAGAUGUUAAUGAGGAGGUUGAUUUGAUUCAAUUCGCGGAUGACAUAAUUAUUAUUUUGGAGGGAGAUGCUGCAAAUUUAUGGAGUAUGAAAGUCAUUCAUAAAGGUUUUGAGUUAAUGUCGGGUUUGAGGAUACAUUUUCAUAAGAAUAAUAUUUAUGGGAUUAAUGUUGGUGAUUGGUUUCUUAAUGCGGCUUCUAGUUUUCUUUCGUGCAAAGUGGGAAGUUUACCGUUUAAGUUCCUAGGUGUUAAAGUGGGUGGUAAUCCUAGAAAUAUUUUAAUGUGGAAAGAUUUAAUCUCGUUUUUAAGAAAAAGGUUAGCCGUUUGGAGAGGUAAGAAUCUUAGUAUAGCGGGGCGUGUGGUUUUAAUCAACGCGGUGUUUAAUGCUAUUCCUAUAUAUUUUUAUCUUUCUACAAAGCUCCGUCUAAGCGGGGGAGAUCCUAAAAAAAUGAUCCAUUGGGUGUGUUGGGACACCGUUUGUAAAUCUAGAGAGGAAGGUGGUUUAGGUGUCAAAAAUGUGCAAAUUAUGAAUGUGGCGCUUAUUAGUAAGUGGAAGUGGAGGAUUUUAACCGAGAAUGAUGCAGUUUGGUGUGGUAUCCUCAAAGCUAGAUAUGGUAAGGUGAAACUUAAGGUUUUAGUAGGAGAUAUACCGGUGGUGGGAAAGAAAGAUUCCGUAUGGUGA
This is a messenger RNA of Vicia villosa (hairy vetch), 744 nucleotides long. RefSeq lists its product as uncharacterized. NCBI's taxonomy places the organism in Eukaryota, Viridiplantae, Streptophyta, Magnoliopsida, Fabales, Fabaceae. The transcript has 2 exons. The record is from RefSeq and is a predicted model, not a curated record. Bases 1 to 744 code for a protein of 247 amino acids.